Molecule: messenger RNA, 630 nt
Organism: Symbiodinium sp. CCMP2592
Lineage: Eukaryota; Dinophyceae; Suessiales; Symbiodiniaceae
Source: the annotation of a GenBank genome assembly
AUGCGACGCAGAGGGGAGGACGCCAAGCAGCCCGGGAAAACUUCAAGCGCAGGUGAAUGCCUGGAAGGUCUUAGUUCAACCACAAGCAGCUCGUUGGAGACCUUCGUCAGGACGCUAGCGCACCCUCAGCGCUCUGCGGUGCUGGUGCUGGCACUGAGCUUGGUCGCGGUAGGCAUCCAAACCUGGGAUGAGGAUGUGGUGCUGAGCAGACUCCUGGUAGUGGUCGGCCUUUUCAUUGCUCCCGCUGCCAUGGGGCGCUUGCCACCUCCUUCCGAAGUUUUCUUCAGGGAAGAUGUGGAGGGAGAGAGGCUCGCCGCACCUGCGAGCGUGAAGGCGCCCGAGGCCAUGACGAUGGUCGGAAGCCCAAGGAUUGUCGUGCAUUACGUUCUGAUAGGCAAACAAUGCCACUACUGUUACUUAAGGAUGGAUGCAUCGCCUGAUCUUAGUGUCUGCGCACGAACUACAGCUAAAGAUGGGUCUCCGAACGGAGCCUCCAAUCGAUUGCUUGACGCGAGGGUGGAGUCCCAGAGCACCGCCACGCGCCGAGAUGGCAAAAAAAAGGCAUCGCAGUCGGCAUUUCUAGAAGUACAACCUGACUACAAUCUUAAGUGCAAUCUUGAAACAAUAUAG